Messenger RNA from Spodoptera frugiperda (fall armyworm), 5562 nucleotides. RefSeq names its product prestin (gene Prestin). Gene Ontology annotation, biological process: transmembrane transport. Gene Ontology annotation, cellular component: membrane. The coding region runs from base 375 to 2468 and encodes 697 amino acids. The record is from RefSeq and is a predicted model, not a curated record. The transcript has 18 exons. Gene Ontology annotation, molecular function: sulfate transmembrane transporter activity; bicarbonate transmembrane transporter activity; chloride transmembrane transporter activity. Lineage: Eukaryota; Metazoa; Arthropoda; Insecta; Lepidoptera; Noctuidae.
ACAAUCAGCUGUUCAUUCUCAGUUGUUGUAGUAAGACGUGCGUUUAGGUUAUAUUUAGUGCUGUCAAUGUUUGUAUCAAACAAAUCGUUGUUUUACGCAGUAUUCAGUGAACUAGUGAACUAAAAUUAACUAAAGUGAAAGUGUACAAGGACAUUAUUUGUGUGCAUAAUCUAACGUUUCACGUAAUACUUAAAUUGCAAUGUAAAUAUUAUUAAAUCGAUGUGCUGGAUAUCGCUAUAGUCACAACACAAGACAUAGUUACCUUUAUAACCAAAUACUAGACAAAUAUAAAGAUACUAUAAGAAUAGUCAGUGAUAUAAUGAGUGAACAUUUGUGUUGAAAUAAAAAAAAAAUCUAAUAAAAAAGUGGCAAAAAUGAAAAACGCUGAGAAUGGCACCGAUUGGGAGAAGGAAAAGUUGGCUCCUUAUGGCUGGUCCCGGAAUAUCAGCCAGCAGCAGCUGAAUGUGGUCCGGAGAGUGUACCAGCAGGAGACCCUCAACAAGGAUGCUGACUAUAAACUACCUGAGAAAACUGUGGGUGAGCGAGUGAAGAAAGUGGUAAGGAGCUGCGGUUUCGGAGCCUGUCUGAAGAACUCUAUACCAAUAGUGAAAUGGCUGCCCAAGUACAGCUGCAAGAACUACAUGCUGGGCGACCUGAUCGCCGGCGCCACCACCGCCGUCAUGCACAUACCACAGGGCAUGGCCUAUGCGCUCCUGGCUGAAGUGCCCCCCAUAGUGGGUCUGUACAUGGCCUUCUUCCCUGUCCUAAUCUAUGUGAUGCUUGGUACCUCACCCCAUGUGUCCAUGGGUACCUUCGCUGUAGCCUGUCUUAUGGCUGGAAAGGUAGUAACACAGUUUGCGACCCCCGAAGCAGUAAUUGCAAGUGCAACAAACGCCACGACUGUGAUGGGUUUAGGAGCGGAUGAAGAAAUGAUGUAUAGUCCACUACAGGUUGUCAGCGUCGUUUGUCUGUUAGUCGGGAUAUUCCAGGUAAUGAUGUGGACGCUCCGUCUCGGCGCAGUCUCCACGCUGCUCUCAGAGCCCCUGGUCUCAGGGUUCACCACGGCAGCCUCCUUCCACGUACUGGCCUCACAACUAAAGGAUCUCUUCGGAGUGAAACUCGUCAAACUACCUCCUAAUUAUAAAGUUAUUGCUACGUUUAUAGAAGUGUGUAAGAACCUACCGAACCUGAACUGGGCGGCGUUCGUGAUAUCUUUCAUCACGUGCCUCAUCAUCGCACUUAACAAUGAAAGGUUAAAGCCCUGGGUGAGCAAAAGAUCUCGCGUGCCAGUCCCCAUAGAGUUGUUGGCCAUUGUGAUCGGUACGUUAGCUUCGAGGUUCGGACACCUUCGUGAAACCUACGGCAUCAGUCUUGUUGGACACAUACCUACUGGCCUCCCCACGCCAACAGUGCCCCCUCUAGAGCUGAUGCCGGACAUUGCCAUCGACUGCUUUACCAUCACCAUGGUGACAUACACCAUUUCCAUGUCUAUGGCUCUCAUCUUCGCGUCCAAAGACAAAUAUGAAGUUGAUGCUAACCAGGAAUUGUUGGCGCUGGGUGCCAGCAACAUGUUCGCCUCAUUCUUCGGCUGUUCACCAUUCUGCGCCAGUCUGUCGAGGUCCUACAUUCAAUAUCAGGCGGGCAGCAAGACGGGUAUAACGUCGAUAGUGAGCGCGACGCUGAUCCUGUUCGUGCUGCUGUGGAUCGGGCCGUUCUUCGAGCAGCUGCCGCGCUGCGUGCUCGCCUCCAUCAUCGUCGUCUCGCUCAAGGGCAUGUUCAUGCAGAUAUUCGAGCUUAAGAAGUUCUGGGUGCUAAGUAAGCUGGACGCUCUGGUGUGGCUGGUGACGUUCCUGGUCACCUUGUGUAUCAACAUCGAUAUUGGUCUGGGAGCUGGUCUUCUCGCCAGUUUGGGAGCCCUAUUCAUUCGCUCGCAGAACCCUUACACCUGUCUCCUGGGCAAAGUGCUGGACACAGACUUGUACCUCGACAUCAAGAGAUACAGAGCGGCUGAAGAACUCCCCGGCAUCAAAAUCUUCCACUACUGCGGUGGAUUGAACUUCGCCACGAAGAAUUUGUUCAGAAAGAAGUUGUUCGAGAAGAUCGGCUACAUGAAGCCCGCGGAGGUCGCUCAUGAUGAGGACAAUAACCUCACCAAGAGUGAGUCUUACGAGUGGGAUCCUACUCUUAGUAACAGGGUACAAUGUGUGAUAGUAGAUGUAACGGCAUUGUCUUACGUGGACGGACCUGGCAUCAAGAGCCUGGUGGCGGCGCAGAAAGAAUUAGUUUCCAACAAUAUUAAUGUUCUACUCGCAGGAGCUAACGGUCCAGUGUUAGAAAUGAUAGACAGGUACAACUCAAUAGAAACAGACAUACUACAAAUGGAAACGUUCCCAACAGUGCACGACGCAGUGUUAUUCUAUAAAUAUCUAGAAUCUAAGAAACAUGUCACCGUCACCGUAACCACGUGAGCCUUAAAGAACUUCCCUUAGGGAAUAAAGUAGUCAAAAACCAUUGAAAUUGACAUUCAGUAAUUUGACAUUGACAUUUAAUAUAUUUUGACAGUUGACAGAUGUCAGAUUACUGAAUGCAAUGUUCAAUGUUGAAUUAUAGUGAUCAUAGGUUGUAUUAUAGCGAAAAAAAAUAGGUCAAUCAAAACACUAUCCUAUAUUUUUCUUCCUUUUUAUUUUUUAAAUUACCCUGGGAUUUUCUUUAUGAUUUUUCCUUUUAAGUGCUCAUUUUUGUAUACCUAACCUACAGUCUGUAUUUUAAGAAUACGUUAUACGAUCUUAAAGAUCAAGGCAGAAUGUAGAAAUGUUUGAAUUAUUUAAUUUUAUAUCACAGUCUAGAAAAUAUUUGGUAAAAUAUUUCCUAGUGGCUUGUGAAUGAUGCACCAAAAAGGUCGCAAAUCGCAAUCUUUGCCAUUCUGCCAAAACCUUACACACAAAAGCGCCAUUUUGUUUUUACCUCGGUCUUUAUCCUAAAAUACCUAGUUCCUACUAUAAAUCCAUUAAUUAAUUAAUAAGUAAAGUGCAGUAAGAAACAUACAGGGUAAAUGUAAAAAUAAAAUAUAAUGAAUACUAGUAAAUAUUAUACAGUUUACACGCUUAUUAUGGAUCGACUUAAUUAUGUAAUAAUUAUAAACAAUAUUAUCUUAAAAUGUAAUCUGAUUUGGGGCUAUUUAUAUUUAUAGUAGAUGUCAGAUAUGGCCUUUAAAAUCAGUCAUAUAGGGUGACUGGUAAUAAUUAGUGUCGGAUAUUUAAACACGUGAUUGUACCCAUGAUAACAAACCACUUUUCCAAAGAAACUUUUUUACUCAUUAGUUUUAUUUUUAUCACAAUAACAAAACGAGUGUACAAAAAAGUUUAUUUGGGAAAGUUGUUUGUAAUCAUGAGUAAAAUCACGUGUUUAAAUAUCCGACACUAAUUAUUACCAGUCACCCAAUAUGUAUUAAAAUGUAGAAAGGAACCACGAUCAAUAUCGAUUAGAAAUCUUUAUAAACAAAUCAUGUAUAAAAUUACAUUUGAAUUCUCUGUUCGUAAUUUAAUAACAGAGAAUAAUUUAAUGAUUUUGUUAUCGGCUUACUCGCGUAACUGUUUGACAAGGAACUCGAUUAGUUUCAAGCCAUGCUAGAGGCUCAUAUUCAUGAGUAGUAUUCAGCGACAGUCGCCGCGUAGUGUGAAGUGUGAAACUAGCCGAAUCCCUCGUCAAACAGUUACGUGAGUAAGCCGAUAGCAUAAUAAUUAAUUUAGUAUGUCUCACGAAAGUUAUAAUAAAGUGGAAAAGAAUUUACUGUAGUUGUCAGAAUUUCUUCAUUGGGGAAUUCAAAUGUAUAAACAUUAUAAGACCAAUUAACUAGAGCUGCCAAUGGAAAGGACGUUUGUAGUCCCACAAAUUUUUAUCCAAUAAAAAAUUGGUUACCAAUAUAUCGGAAACUAGUACUUAAAGUACUAAUAAAAUUAUUUUACUUGUUGUUUUAAGAGAUGUUUAGGGGCCUGUUUCAUAAUGUCUAAUUAAGUUGUGCUUAGUGUAACUACAACUAUGCACUUUCCACAAAAGUUUCUACCUACCACAGUGUGUGUAUAUAUUACUGAAUCGAUACGAUCUUUAAACCUUAAAAAAAAAACCUACAUCGUCUUUUUUUAGAAAGUCGGCAGAUCUUCUGUCUCUCUGAUGUUUCACUGAUUCCUUUGUCCAUGAGCGGUGCUGAUCGCUUACCAGCAGGCGGAUCACCGUCUGCUCGUUUAGCCCUGAUACCAUAAAAAACUGAUACAUAUUUUUCUUACGGAUUUUUUAUGGGAUCAGCCAGCAAACGAGGAGACCAUUCGUACCACCAGAAAUCCAGAAAUUAGAAAAAGUGUGUUGCUGAUCUUUUGCAUACAGGUUAGAGAUUGGCUCUAUUUUUGCAUCUAGUUUCACUUUGUGAAAGAUAUAUUAAUGUUAAAAACAUUAUAUUUUUAUUAAGUAUGUAUAUCAAAUAAUCAGUCAAUUACACUUAGUUAAACAUUGUGAAUCAGGCCCUUAAUGUAUGAAUAUUGUGUUAUAUAAUCAAAGUGCGCUGUUAUUAUUAUUAUUGUACAAUACCUAGUGUCAUAGAUUUUUACUUAAAAAUCUGUACUUAUGUUAGUAUGAUUAUUUAUUUUUAUCGUCUCGUCGUAAGCUUUUUCUGUGAAGUUUUGGGCGCCAUCGGAUGGAUUGCAUUGUGGCAACCAAACACAGUUGAUACAUAAUAUAUUCGAGCACAUGGAAUUGUGCAGUCUGCCCAGUUAUUUGUUAUUUAAGAACGAAAAUAAAAAGAAUGUGACCAUUGGUUGACUACCAAGCUGACUAAUGGUUGCAACAGAUAUGGCUUCAUUAAAAACCAUAUAGGUAUGUAUAAUAGGGAUGAUGACGGGGUAUGAAAUUUAAACAUACUUUUUUCGAAAUGUCAAUAACGAUAUUUUCUAUGAAAUAGUGCGCUAUAACGUCAUCAAUUUUUUACGUCAAAUAGCAGACUUAGCUCAAAAUUAGCUAGAAAAAUUUGAAAAGUAAGUAAAUUAACAAAUCUAUGAAUGAAAGUGUGAUUCUUUUCGAAUAUUAAAUUUGAUUGUAGGUAUUGAAAAGUCGAAAUAAUUUAUUAUUGACUGAGUAAACUACCCAAUUGUAUGUCUGUAAAAACAUUCACGAGACGAAAAUUUAGAAGACAGAAGAUUAACCUUUCGUGCUGUAUAAGACAACAAUAGAAAAUACAUUGUGUCUCGCGUAGAUCUGCGUUCCGUGUUCAAUAUCGACUGCGCGCAGUUGCUUCUAUGCAGUCCAUCUGAUGAUUCCCUUUAAUGUAAUAAAAAUAUUUAAAUAUGAAUGAAAUAGUAAGUUAUGAAGUAUAUUUUUGUAAUCAUUGCUUAUUUGUAUGUGCCUAGUGAAAUGCAGAUUAUAAUUAUUAUAAUACGUAAUAUUUGUGAAAGCAAUAUCUUAUAGUACUUAAUGUUUUGUAAGAACCAAUCGAAUAUAGGUAAAUGUUAUAUGUUAAACAAUAUAUUAAUGUUAUAUUAAACUUAAAUAAAACACUGCCUUGUUCCUUGUUCA